This is a messenger RNA of Ambispora leptoticha, 1551 nucleotides long. Lineage: Eukaryota; Fungi; Glomeromycota; Glomeromycetes; Archaeosporales; Ambisporaceae. The record is from the annotation of a GenBank genome assembly.
AUGAAUGUAAAUUUGCAGAGACAACUACCAACUAUUUUUGCAUUUUUCUUGAUUCUAUCUAUAAUAUUGUUAAAAGAUGUGGAUGCUUCUUCAUUGCCAGUCCAAGGUCAUUGUUCAGUAACGUACAAAGAUAGAAUUUAUAUUUUCGGUGGAUCAUUAAAUGACCUCUCUAGUCCGCAAAAUUGUUUUCUCUCCAUUCAAGCGCCAUUUGACAUUGUUACCACAAAUAAUAGUUCAAGUGGAGAUAACCUCGAAUGGACGGUGGAAGAACAAAAAGGGUCAACUUGUGUUAGUUAUGCUGCCUGCGUGACAACAUCCUCCGGAUAUCUUUUAGUAAUUGGAGGCAUUCAAAGUUGGAAUAAUAAUACAUCGAGUCAAACUUUCCAAAUUUAUGAUUUUAAUGCUGCUCAAUGGGUUGAAUCCUCAAAGAAACUCGAUGAGCCUUAUCCCGGUGCUUCAUAUGGACCAAGUGCAACAUUUUUAUCUACAAACUUAUUAUUUAUCUAUGGAGGAAAUACAUUGAAUUUAUCAGAAGUUUCUUUUCAAUCAACUGCCUUAUUUCUUGAUAUAAGUGGAGAGAAAUGGUAUUGGACAAAGAAAAAUCGAAGUUCAAAAAUAGACGAAACAGACGCCUCUUAUUCUGGAAUAAUUUCGGUGAAUUCAAAUACAUGGAUUUUUGGCGGAUCAGUUUAUUCCCAAGUCCACAAAAACCUAAGUAACUCAGACAAAAUUUAUACCUUCAACACAGACAAGCAAUGGAUUCCCGCAAAUGUAUCAUUGCCAUUGGCCGUAGAACAAUCCGCAAUCGGCCUUCGAAAAAAAACAUUGUUUGUUGUCGGAUAUUCAAACGAGACUUUGUUGGUCUGGUCAUUUGAUUUGGUGAGCCAAAAAUUUGUAGAAGUUUCACGUAAUACGUCAAUUUCCGUGCAGAAAUUCGCACAUACUCAGUUUCCAGGUUCCGAUGCGUUAAUGCUUCAUGGAAAUUUUUGUCCAAAGGAUGAAACAAAAGAAUUAUGUUCAACCACUGGAAAUGGCGUUGGUGGUGGGGUAGUUUUAAUAGCAAUAUCUAUUGGAAUUGUCUUUUGUAUUCGUAAAAGACGAAAGAAUCAUAGAACUAAAAAACCAAAAACAAACCAACAACAACAAACUCAAGAUGAGAACGAAUCUGGAGGUGAUGAUAUAUUACCAACUGUAGUACGUGAACCAUCAUCAUCACAGAUAAAUACUUCCUCCUCAAUUCUCUCCACGGAAAUUGAUCCAUUUUCUUAUCGGAGUUCACAGCACACUUCUCACGCUCGAGGAAGUAUAGGGUCACGAACAAUUUCGCCAACGAGCUUUCGACCCGAAAUCAGUAGUCUUACUGGAGAAUCUCCAAAAGAUUCACAAAUUAUGGAUGAUUUGCCUCUUCCUCCUCCUCCCGUGGCCGAUCAUUAUGCUGGAAGAUCUUCUAUUGGACAACAGCAUGGCACUGCUAAUCUCGAUAAUUUGCCAAUGUCAUUUUACUCGCAUGAGAAUGGAAAUAGUUCCCCGCCACGCGAAUAUAAUUUAUAA